This is a messenger RNA of Sceloporus undulatus (fence lizard), 705 nucleotides long. RefSeq names its product homeobox protein Nkx-6.1-like. The record is from RefSeq and is a predicted model, not a curated record. Lineage: Eukaryota; Metazoa; Chordata; Lepidosauria; Squamata; Phrynosomatidae. The coding region runs from base 1 to 705 and encodes 234 amino acids. The transcript has a single exon.
AUGCUGGCCUUGGGGCCGAUGGAGGGCAGCCCCCGGCAGAGCGCCUUCCUGCUGAGCAGCCCCCCCUUGGCCGCCCUGCACAGCCUGGCCGAGAUGAAGACCCCGCUCUACCCCUCGGGGGGCUACCCUUUGCCCAUCAACCCCGGCAGCAGCGGAAGCAGCGGCAGCAACGCCGCCCCGGGCCCUGCCUCGCUCUGCUCCCUCUCUUCCUCCUCCUCCUCCUCUUCCUCCUCGGCCUCGGCCUCCCCUUCUCCGCCGCCGUCCGCCCUGAAGCCUCCCCCGCCGCCCCACUCCUCCUCCUCCUCCGCCGCCGCCGCCACUCCGCACGGCAUCAACGACAUCCUCAGCCGGCCCUCCAUGCCCGCCUUGGCCUCCUCCUCCUCCUCCUGCUCCUCCUCGGCAGCCUCCAGCUCCGCGGCGGUGGCUGUAGUUGCCGCAGCGGCCUCGUCCCCUCCGUCGGGGCUCCUGCUGCCCCGCUUCAGCAGCCUCAGCCCUCCGCCGCCGCCGCCUCCUCCACCUCCGGGUCUCUACUUCAGCCCCAGCGCAGCCGCCGCUGCUGCCGCCGCCGCCGCCGUGGCCGCCGUGGGUCGCUACCCGAAGCCCCUGGCCGAGCUCCCCGGGAGGAGCCCCAUCUUCUGGCCGGGGGUCAUGCAGAGCCCCCCCUGGAGGGACGCCCGGCUCCCCGGAUGCGCCCCGCGUGAGUAG